Messenger RNA from Parascedosporium putredinis, 711 nucleotides. Lineage: Eukaryota; Fungi; Ascomycota; Sordariomycetes; Microascales; Microascaceae. The record is from the annotation of a GenBank genome assembly.
AUGGUUGUAGAAGGUGUCCACAUCGACGAAUCUUCUGAUACCCUUCGUUGGGCCAAUAAGAAGAUAUUUCUACGGUUCGACAGACAUGAAGGAAUGAUAGCCCUACAUAAGGGUCAUUACAAGGGUCAUUCCAAGGGCCAUUCUAAGAAGGCAUCUAAAGAUAUCGAUGUCAGCAGCGAUGCCAGCAGCUACGGAUAUGUGAUAUCCACCAAACAUACCAGCUACACCACGACGGACAUCCAACGAUGGCACGAACGUCUUGGACAUCCAGGGACGGAAGUCCUGGAACAUGCCAUGGAACGGAACCUUGGUGUCAGGAUCAAAGGUGUCAAAACCACAGACUGCCAGACAUACAGCCUGUCGAAGGCGCAGCGGAUCAUAUCCCGCCAGCCGCAGCAGAUCCGAGUCACUGCCGCGCGCGCCCACAUUGGCUACCUUGUUGGUCACAAAUCUUCCACGCAGUACCUCAUGUGGGUGCCACAGCUAGGAAAGGUCAUAGACACAUCUAAUGUGACGUUCGAUGAGAAGAACACUUACAAAACUAUGAAACCAACUGCUGAAAAGGAAGAAGUCGAAGAAACGGUGGAACAGUUACAGGUCCAUCGAAUCCGCGAUGACAACGACGAUGUGGAUAUCUUCGCUGAUAUCUUCAGCAUUACAAACACUACAGAUCCGACACUUCUGAUGUCGGAUCGGGGGUGGAAAGACUAA